Tachyglossus aculeatus (Australian echidna) is the source of this 2148-nucleotide messenger RNA. RefSeq names its product calpain 12 (gene CAPN12). The transcript has 21 exons. Gene Ontology annotation, biological process: proteolysis. Gene Ontology annotation, molecular function: calcium-dependent cysteine-type endopeptidase activity; calcium ion binding. The record is from RefSeq and is a predicted model, not a curated record. Gene Ontology annotation, cellular component: cytoplasm. NCBI's taxonomy places the organism in Eukaryota, Metazoa, Chordata, Mammalia, Monotremata, Tachyglossidae. Bases 1 to 2148 code for a protein of 715 amino acids.
AUGGCUCCCCAGGGCAUUACCAUCCGGCUGCUGCCGGACCCCGAGGAUGACAAGCCCGCGUGCUGCCCCGCGACGGAGCCGGCGCCGUUCCGCGGCCAGCGCUACCACCAGCUGCGGGCGGCCUGCCUGGGGACCGGGGGGCUCUUCUGCGACCCCUGUUUUCCCCCCGGGCCGGACACGCUGGGCUACGACCAGCUGGGCCCCGGCUCCGAGAAGGCCAAGGGCGUGGAGUGGCUGAGGCCGCACGAGAUUUGCCCGAACCCCCUGUUCGUCUGCGAGGACAUGAGCCGCACGGACGUUUGCCAGGGGAGUCUAGGUAACUGCUGGUUCCUGGCGGCGGCGGCCUCUCUCACCCUGUACCCGAGGCUCCUGGAGCAGGUGGUGCCCGUCGGGCAGAGCUUCCAGCAGGACUACGCGGGCAUCUUCCACUUCCGGCUGUGGCAGUUCGGGCGCUGGGUGGACGUGGUGGUGGAUGACCGGUUGCCGGCCAAGGAGGGGAAGCUGCUCUUCGUGCGCUCGGCCCAGCGCCGGGAGUUCUGGGCUUCGCUGCUGGAGAAGGCCUACGCCAAGCUCCACGGCUCCUACGAGGUGAUGCGGGGCGGCCACAUGAACGAGGCCUUCGUGGACUUCACGGGCGGCGUGGGCGAAGUGCUGUACCUGCAUCGGGACCCCCCGACUCCCGGCCUCUUCCCUGCCCUGCGUCAUGCCCUCGCCAAGGAGUCCCUGGUCGGGGCCACGGCGCUGAGUGACCGUGGCGAGUAUGAGACGGAAGAAGGGCUGGUCAGGGGGCACGCCUACUCCGUCACGGGGACCCACAAGAUGUCCCUGGGCUUCACCAAAGUGCGGCUGUUGCGGCUCAGAAAUCCGUGGGGCCGUGUGGAAUGGAAGGGAGCGUGGAGUGACGGGUGUCCUCGCUGGUCAGCCCUGCCCCCCGAGUGGCGGGCGGCACUGCUGGUGAAGAAGGAGGACGGAGAGUUCUGGAUGGAGCUGGGCGACUUCCUGCGUCACUUCGACACAGUGCAGAUCUGCAGCCUGAGCCCCGAGGUGCUGGGCCCCCGGCCGCAGGGUGGAGGCUGGCACGUCCGCGCCUUCCAGGGCCGCUGGGUGCGCGGCUUCAGCGCCGGCGGGGGCCAGACCCACAUGGACACCUUCUGGACUAACCCCCAGUUCCAGCUGACCCUGCUGGAGCCCGACGGGGGCAGGGAGGAGGAGGAGGGGGCUUGGGGAAGGUGGGGGGCUGGCGGGGCCCACCCCAAGUGUACGGUGCUCGUUUCGCUGCUCCAGAGGAACCAGAGGCGGCUGCGAGCCCGGGGGCUCACCUACCUCACCGUUGGCUUCCACAUCUUCCGGAUCCCCAAAGAGCGCCUCUCCCUUCUCCACUCCCCUCGACGCCGCCAGCUGCUGCCCCUCCUGCCCCGGGCUGACGGGUCCCUGUUCAGCGCCCGCCGGGACGUGAGCCGUCGCUGCCGUCUGCCGCCCGGGCACUACCUGCUGGUGCCCGGCACGGCCCAGCCCGGCCAGGAGGCCGACUUCACCCUGCGGGUCUACACCGAGCGCCAGCACGCUGCCAUGGAGAUCGAUGAUGCCAUCAGCGCCGACCUCCACGCUCUGCUGAUGCCCUACACCCCCCUGCCAAGAGAGGUGGAGCAGCUGUUUCUGGAGGUGGCUGGGGAGGAUGAAGAGAUCGGGGCCUCCCAGCUGCAGGUGUUACUGAGGGUUGCCCUGGAGCCUGCCAGCGGCCGAGCAUCCCCACCGGGCGAGAUUGGGCUCCGGACCUGCGAACAUCUCCUGCGCUGCUUUGGGCGGGGGCCCGGGCUGGCGCUCCCCGAUUUCCAGCAGCUGUGGCAGCGAUUCCAGGAGUGGCAGGCCGUCUUCACCGAGUUCGACGCGGACGCCUCGGGGACCAUGAACUCCUACGAGCUGCGGCUGGGCCUGGAGGCGGCCGGUUUCCACUUGAACAACAAGGUGACGGAGCUCCUUACCAGCCGCUACCGGGACAGCCGCUUGCGGGUGGAUUUGGACCGCUUCUUGUCGUGCCUGGCCCAGCUGGCCUGCGUCUUCCGACACUGCAGCCAGUUCGCGGAGGGGGACAGCGGGCUCGUCAACAUGACGCACAAAGAGUGGGCAGAGCUAGCCACGUUCUCCUAA